Molecule: messenger RNA, 947 nt
Organism: Trematomus bernacchii (emerald rockcod)
Lineage: Eukaryota; Metazoa; Chordata; Actinopteri; Perciformes; Nototheniidae
Product: lysine-specific demethylase 5B-B-like
Exons: 6
Coding region: 226-843 (205 amino acids)
Molecular function (GO): DNA binding
Source: RefSeq, a predicted model, not a curated record
CUUGGAACACUGUGCAUGGAUGUAUGUGUGAGUGUGUGUGUGUGUGUGUUUGUGAGUGUCGAAGUGUGUGUGUAAACUGCCUCCUCUCGUGCUGCUGACGACAGACUGCCAUCGGGAUUAUAAAAAAAACUACAAAUAUAAAAACUCCUACAGGAGAACCGUGACCCUGCAGCGGGACUCCCUCUGUCACCUAGCCGGGUUCAGAGCUCUAUUUACGGGGACGAUAUGAGCCAGCCUCGGCCGGACGAGUUCCAGCCUCCUCCGGAGUGCCCGGUGUUCGAGCCGAGCUGGGAGGAAUUCAGAGACCCGUACUCCUUCAUCAAUAAGAUCCGACCCAUCGCGGAGAGAACCGGCAUCUGUAAGGUCCGGCCGCCCCCGGGCUGGCAGCCUCCGUUUGCUUGUGAUGUCGACAGACUUCACUUCGUUCCUCGGAUCCAGAGGCUCAACGAGCUGGAGGCGCAGACCAGAGUCAAACUCAACUUCCUCGACCAGAUCGCCAAAUUCUGGGACCUGCAGGGAUGCGCCCUGAAGAUCCCCCACGUGGAGAGGAAGAUCCUGGAUCUAUACAAGCUGAACAAGCUGGUAGCAGAGGAUGGAGGCUUCGAUCUGGUCUGCACGGAGCGCCGCUGGACGAAGAUAGCGAUGACGAUGGGUUUCGCUCCAGGUAAAGCGGUGGGCUCUCACCUGAGGGUUCACUACGAGAAGAUCCUGUACCCCUACAACCUGUUCCAGAGCGGAGCACACCUGCUGGCUCCAGAGACAGCUUCCAAACUGAAGCUUUGUUUGGAGGCUGACCCUGAACUGGAAAAGUGUGUUUCAGAAGGCGGAGGGAACAGGAAGUGACAUCACCGCGGACACCAAGGAGCUGCAGACCCCCCCGACCUCGCCCGACACACACUCUGCAAGAAGAGCCAAGCGCAUGAAGUGUGAGGUGGGUGACGUUUCAA